Molecule: messenger RNA, 2899 nt
Organism: Ciona intestinalis (vase tunicate)
Lineage: Eukaryota; Metazoa; Chordata; Ascidiacea; Phlebobranchia; Cionidae
Molecular function (GO): ATP binding
Source: RefSeq, a predicted model, not a curated record
UAAAUAAAAAGUUAAAGAGAAAUUGAUAAAUAUAAAGCUUUUGUUGUGCCAAAUAGGAAAGUAAUGUCGAACCCGACAUUACCUCAAGGCAAAACCACCGCCAUCUCCAACAUCAUAAACAACAUCAUAAACAACUCUCAUGUUGGCAAUCUAACAGUCCCUGCUAAAGAUGCGGAACCCAAACCAAAAAAAUCUGUUUCUUCGUUCAAAAAUUCAACGCGUAACUUCACCGUUACGCAACAAUACGUGGAUGUCAAAGAGAGCGUAGUUAGGAAGAAAAAAGUAAUUCUACAUUGCCAUGGAUUUCCAGGAACUGGUAAGACCGAGAUUAUGCGCAAACUUGCAGGGGAAUUUCCUUAUGAAAGCAACCACGAGCUUUAUAUAAAGUGGCACAUAAAAUUUGAGGACGAGGGUCAUGAUGCACAAGCCCAAUUACAGGAAUUGGUAAAGUCAUUGUUCCACAGCAACCUUAUUACAGAAGAUGCAAAACAGCGUGUAAUAAGUGACCUGCAACGAAACUGUGCUGGUUCUCUUGCUGAAUUGCUCCGAGAAACAAAAAUCUCUGUGUUGAUUAUUUUCGAAGAUGUUCCUCUUAAAACACCAAAGUUGCUUUCCGAUCUUUUGCGUUCGGUUGACAAAAUUCAAGAGAAUAAUGUUCCCUUCCACGUUUAUAUGGCAACUCGUUAUCAGACUGUUCUGGAAAACGUAGAAAGCAAAAAGAUCUCGUCAUAUCGUUCAAUGAGAGUAAAAGGUUUCAACGAAGAUGAAGGAAUAGAGUAUCUGUUGAACAGAAAUCAGGGAUUCUACGAGACGAUCAGUGAUUCUGAAAAAGAUGCUGCUUGUCAGGUGUUUCAACGUUUCAGUGGUUCAAUUCUAGGGCUAAAAACAGCUAAAGGUUUCCGCGAACGAUCACAGAUUUCAUAUGAGGAUUAUAUGAUCGAAUUGGUCGAAGGAGAAGAAGACUUGCACGCUUUGGAAGUUCAACAGUUGGAGAAGGUUUAUGGCACGAACGUGCGACAUAUUUUCCAGGCUAUUACUUUGCCCUUUCGUGACAACGAUGCAGUUAAUCUGAAAGUAAUGUCGUGUUUGUCAUAUUUACAUUACAACAGCAUUCCAAGAGAGCUUCUCAAUAAAUUGUUUCAACGUUUUCUGUCUGAAAAUGGAGACAUGAGAAGAAAGUUCGGACAAAGCAAAAUAAAAGCUGGUCAAUUGAUCAGUAUGCUCAAUGAGUUCGACUUGUGCGAAAACGGCAAAGAUCUUAAACUACACGAAGUAGUUCUGCAUGCUUUUCGAGUUAACUUGCCGCCUGACGACGAAUCCUUUAAAACCAUGGUCCGGAUUUUGGCUGGUUCUGUGACAAAGGAUUUACGAGAGCCGAAAACGAAAACUAAAAUGAAAUCCAUCUACCCCCAUAUCAGAGUGCUUUUAUCUCACGUCAAGGAAAACCAAACAAGUGACAAACUCACUCAACUACUGUUAAGCCAUCUUUACGAAGUAUACGGGUCUGUAGCAGACGAUAAAGUGUCCUGCUUUGAAUUUCUAAGCCAGGCUUUCAAACUGGUCUUUCAAAUUUUAAAAGGCAUUGAAGACACAGGCUUGACUGAGUUUAUUGCUAAAUACGAAAACAAAGAAAUGAAUGAAGUGUCAGAAGAAUUGUUUGAAUCUUCCAUCUGUUCGGGUGAUAAUUUAGAUAGAGGGUUAAUAACCGAAUACGAAAGCAGCGUUCUAAUAUUCCAGAAGAGAGUUUUAGAUUUUCUUGAAUCAAGGGCAACAGACAAAGCCAGCUUUUUGCAACAGAUUCGACAAAAGCUUGUAACGUGUCCGGUAAUGGGGACAGACAUAAUUGGAAGUCUUCGGGAAGCUAAAUUGUUUCUUGAUGAAGAAAAGCAUCGCAAAGUAUUCUUGGCCGAAAGGAUCGUGUCCAUUCUACAUAGUGCAAGUCGAAUUAUUUUGUAUUGCCAGCAGCUUUCAAUUGAUUACAAGAAGUCACUUUGGUUAUCCAGAAUGGCGACCGCAAUAUCGGGAAAAUGCAGAGAAAAGACGGAUGUCGGUUUACUCUUUGAAGAAAUUUCAGUUUUAGGAGGACAAAUUCCAAUCGGAAUGCGUUGGUGUAAAUCAUUAUGUAGAGGUACAGCAGAAUAUACAGUAGAGAUGAAGAAAUUAAUGCAAAAACAAGAAGCAGGAUUAGCUCGAAAACUUCAAGACUGUCCGUAUGAGAACGGUCUCAUUAAAGAAGUUGACAACGCAGAGUAUCGGGAAAUGAACAUUACAGGACAUCUGAUACGAAUUCGUUCGCGGCUGGUUGAAGUCGAUCGGAAGUAUUAUGAGGACGCCGUAGAAACUUGUCGCCGUUUGCGCUCCCUUGCUAUGAAGAAUGUAAAGCAGUGGGAAGUGGCCAGGAAAUGUCUUAUCUACUGUGGCAAGUUCUACGCCUCCGGUGCUGAGUAUGAGCUUGCAUUGAAUUGUUUUGAAAGUUUUCUUGAUGAUCCAGCAAACGCAGGAGGGCAAUCAUGGCCAUGGGGUAUAUACAACUUUGCUAGAUCAGUUGUGCUACAUCCGACACCUCCGCGUGUGCAUAGAGCUGUAAACUUGUGUCAAACCGUCCUUCAACCAACCACGAAGAUUGAGCCGAACCUUCGUGAAAGAUUAGAAUCUGAACUUCAAAAGCUACAGCAAACAUUGAACUGAAAGUACAGUUGAAUUGUUUGUACUAAAACGAUUCUGUAAUGUCUGUAUUUAAGCGUUUAUAAUUAUAAGCAUAUUUUUUGGAACGAAUGGGUCGAUUUUCAUCUAAUUUUCCUGAACACUGAAAAAAAAUACAAUAAAGUUGUCCAUAAUGUCUGCCUGAUUGAAAAGCGAUAUACAAUGUAAAAAGUAUUGGGAAAUACUCACGACCGAG